UGCUGGGGGGAAGCAGGGGUUGAUGGGAGAUCUCUGAGGUGAGGAGGACACCAUAACAGCACUCAGAAGUUGCAUCUCUCUAUUGCCUCUCUUUUUCACUGACCGCAUCCUGACCACACCACUAGACCAAACUGCAGGGGAGCAGGGUGGACAAGACAACAGAGUACUUUGAUUUUUCAAACCUUCCGAAGACAUUUGCGCUCAUUUGUGGGGUGUUGCAGAGUGUGUAUCAGCCAAGGUAAACAGCGGUGUGAAAUAUUGAUGGGGCAACAGGUGUGAUCCCUUACCGUCGGUCAGUCCUUGCCCCCCUGAUCACAUGCACCUCACGGAGAGGGGGUGUCUAUGCCCCCGCCACACACCACAACACGGACACCAGCACUGAUCAGGUGGAGCCCACUCCUCCCGGUGGGGAGCGGGCGGAGGGGGGUAACGGGGACGGGUCUCUUUUCUACAGGGAGCUGUGGUUCAUUGUGCUGAUGACAGGGGUAGCCCUGGUGGUUUUAGCUAUCGUUCUGGGGAUCAUCCUGCACAAGGCCCUGAAAAGAACCCCAUUCACUCGAGAGCGCCCCCCUCUGGUGGCCCUGCCCAUGCAGAAGAGGAGCCCCAUGGCCGUGUAUCCCCCCAGCGACUCCUACCUGGUGAGACGGCCCAACUGGUUUGACACGGUGCCCAACACAACAAGCUCCUCCAACAGUGUUACACUCAAGGGGUUCACCAUGCACCUGGAGGGAGUGGAGGACAGUAAGUUUUGGGCAGGUGGCGACGCCCCUCCCGAGGGUGAGCUGGGUAUCCUUAAUGUGUCCAGCCUCCACGUGUCCGCUAUCCAUGGCUCUGCCCACUCCCAGAAUUCUCUGCGGCGCAGCGUGAGCCAGAUGAUGGACAGGAAGUCGCUGACAGGGGAGGAGGAAGUGUGGGACUCUCACAUUCAAGGCCACGACAGCGGGAUGGUGAGACACCCCGGAAUCUUGGCCCUGCUUAGAGGAUGUUUCUUUGUUUGUUUAUUAACUCCUCCUUUCUCCCCCUCCCUCUUUCCAUCCAUCAUCCACCAGUUUAUGGAGGACGAGGAGUUUGUCGACACUAUUAAAGGCUUCAGCACGGUGCGAAAGGAACACACCAUGUUUACCGACACUAACCUGUGACCUGCUGUGACCUUUGAAAUCCACCCCUCACCUUGUCAGGUCAGACAGGUCGACUGGAGGGGCAGCCCCUCACAAACGGAGGUCGGAUGGGUACACAAAGCAAGCCAUAGACAUUCACUAAUAACAUCCUAUUUGACUAUGACUGCAACCGACCUACCAAACAGCACUCUUGGGUUAAAUAAAAAAUGGAAUACAAAAAAUAAAAGUCCAAAUAUGACUAACUGAAGAUAAUCCAAGAAAAGGACUUGUCUUGCAAGCCAGACUAUUUGGUCAUAAUUCAGGGACAGAAAUGUCACCAUGAAAGAGAAGACUCCCGAUGAGAUAGAGGAACUGAUAAGAGAGAUAGGGAAAUGUUCUAAGUGAACCUGUUCGUUUCAAUGAGCAGUAUCAAGGCAUCCAUUUAUAUUGAAAUUUGUUUUGGGAUUUCUUAUAGCUACACUGACCUAAAAUACAAAGAGAACAGUGUUUUCAUUUUAUAUAAACAUAUUUGUAUAUUGACUUGCUGUUGCUCUGAAUGUAAGAAUGCCUUUUGAUUAAGUCGCUGCACAAUUUCUGUGUACAGAUUGUAUGUAAUAAAAGUGUGGACCAAUUUAUUUUUGAUAGCAACUUAAAUGAGUAAAAAGGUGAAAACCAAUAGCAUGAUACCAAGUCAACAUAUCAUAAUUUUAUUUGAAAUGAGCUCCAGAUGCAAUUCUGGCCCAAAAAGUUUGUACCACUAGUCAAUAAUAUGGUUACAAAACAAAAACACUUACCGAAUAAAUUAAUGUACUGUAGUACCACAUGACAAGACAUGUAAACAUAAAAACCCCAAAUGGGGGACGAAGUAUAGUGCAUUAAAAAUAAACGAGUAGAUAUAUACAAAAUUUCAGGCAUUUACAAAGGCAGCCUUUUUUGUUGCUUGUGUUUAUAUAAAUAUAAUUCUCUAGAUAAAGUGUGGAUAUACGCUGAUAUUUUUGCUCAAAUAGAGGGACCAGGCGACGAGGGGCAGAGCUUCAUCUGAGUCAAUAACCUUCUCUGAUCUCCGUGACGACGCUGUGCCGCUUCAGGACCACCCAAAUUAUACUACUCAAUUUGACUCCAGUUUCAAGGAGUCCAAACCCCACCCAAGCGAGUAUACAUUUCAGUUCGGCUUAACUUUCUCAUUGCAACGUGGUUCAAUGCUAAGGAUUCCUUUAGUGUGACAUUAUUGCUUACCAUUCGUUUGAUUUAUCUGAAGUAAAAGUGCAUGCAGCACAUGCUAGGGCUUGUGAAUGCUUUUGAAGCUAGCUACAAUUGAAAGAUAGUUGCAUUUGAUUCUGUACAGUACCUAGAGGUCUGCUGGCUUCCCUUACUAAACAAAUCUACCUUCGGAGACAUUCAACUGAAACCCAUUACCUCGUCACACUUUAAUCCAGGGAAAAGCUUCCAUUAGACACCAUGAUUCGACUUCUAAUAGCGAGGACAGAAUUGGCACUACCGUGGACUUCUUACCUGGGAUGUCUAGUUGCUGUCUAUAGGUGUCAGGCGGCUUCUCAAUACUUUGUCCAGCAGUUACUACAACAGUAGUUUUACUAUAGAGCUACAAGCUGAUGCUACAACAACCACUUGGCUAGGUCUUCAGGUUCUAGCCUAUACUUAUCUGUAGCCUUAUCAAUCACUGAUGUCAUUAUACUACUACUCAGGCCUAGGUCUGACAAAACCUACUACAUGGCUACUCAAGCUGCAGGACGCUGGGCUUGCUAAUGUUAAAACAUUCCCCCCCCCCAACAAA
Messenger RNA from Oncorhynchus nerka (sockeye salmon), 2889 nucleotides. Its product is annotated as usherin. Bases 477 to 1139 code for a protein of 220 amino acids. The record is from RefSeq and is a predicted model, not a curated record. Lineage: Eukaryota; Metazoa; Chordata; Actinopteri; Salmoniformes; Salmonidae. The transcript is spliced from 4 exons.